Molecule: messenger RNA, 27259 nt
Organism: Amphimedon queenslandica
Lineage: Eukaryota; Metazoa; Porifera; Demospongiae; Haplosclerida; Niphatidae
Exons: 13
Coding region: 3-27137 (9044 amino acids)
Biological process (GO): multicellular organism development; polysaccharide catabolic process; homophilic cell-cell adhesion
Cellular component (GO): catenin complex; plasma membrane
Molecular function (GO): calcium ion binding; beta-catenin binding; carbohydrate binding
Source: RefSeq, a predicted model, not a curated record
CAAUGGCUACAUACAGAUAUAGCAUACCUGAGAAUUCUCCUGUUAAUUACAGCAUUGGCAGUGUCAAUGCUCCUGAUAGUGACUUAGGUGUAGAGAAAGUUUACUUCAUUGACUAUAGUGCCACCUCUUCUGAAGCUGCUUCCUACUUUGCUCUUAAUAAUCAAACUGGUCUCAUUACUUCUAGAGUCACUUUUGAUCGUGAGAAUCAUACACAGGAGUACAUACUGAAAGUCACAGUCUGUCAAGCCGAUCGUCCUAACAAUUGCUUUGAUAACACUACUGUUGUUAUCAGUAUCACAGAUGUGAAUGAGUACCCAGUCAUCAUUGAACAGUUUAACGAUAUCAGUAUAACAGAGAACAUUAAUCCUGGUACACUAGUUGGUAGAGUCAUUGCUAGUGAUCAAGAUGCUGAUAGUAACUUGGAGUACACUUUGUCUUCACCUGAUCUUGUCCUCUCUAUCAAUGCUAGUGGUUUUAUAUUCACUGAUAAGGACAUUGACCGUGAAGCAAUAUCAAAUAGCAUAGCAUGCCCAUAUGGAUACUCAUUCGAUAUUACUUGUUUUAGGAUCAGUAUUGUUGUACAGGACUCUAGAUCUGGAGGAAUAGACCUUGACACUGCCAUUCUUUCUGUUACUGAUCUUGAUGACUCUGAUCCUGUCUUUGUUCAACAGUCGUACUAUCUAACACUGAGGGAGGAUACUCCACUCUCAACUGAUAUCACAUCAGUUGGUAUUGAGGCUACUGACCCUGAUCUUGGUAUUGUACUUGAUUAUUCCAUCAGUCCACAGACUCCAUUCACUAUCCUUGAAAAUAAUGCCAUUCUCCAAUUAAAUACACCAUUGGACUAUGAGACUGUUAAGAAUUACACUUUCACACUUUAUGCUACCGAUACUGCUGGUAAUAAUGGCACUGCUACCCUUUUUGUCACAGUGACAGAUUUUAAUGACAACCCACCUUUGUUUAAUAAGAGUGGCUAUGCAGCUAAUGUUCUAGAAUCAUCUUCGAUUGACAUAGUUGUCAUUGCUUCAAUCUUUGCCUCUGAUAUAGAUAGUCCUGGUAAUAAUUCUAACAUAGCCUACAGUAUCACUGGUGGUAACAUUGGCGAUUCCUUUGCCAUUGAUCCAGACACUGCCAUAAUUACUGUGGCUAGUGGUAGUAUUGAUCGCGAGACUACUCCAACUUUCAAUCUUACCAUAACAGCAAGUGAUUAUGGUAGUCCUUCACUCAAUAGCUCUGUACCACUCAUUAUAACUGUUACUGAUAUUAGUGAUCAUCCUCCCGAAUUCACUUCUCAAGUAUUCAACGGUACUGUCACUGAGACUGCUGCUAUUGGUGAUCUAGUGUACUUGGCUGGUACUACUCAACCAUUGCAGAUAACAGCCACUGAUCCCGAUGAAGGAGCAAUUAUAACAAUCACCGCUCAUACGUUAGGUGCUCCUUUCUCUCUUAAUGGUACCAAUUUUGUGACAGUCUCUGGUGAACUUGACUUUGAAACUCGCUCCAGUUACUCGUUUAUAGUCAUUGCUAAUGAUGAAGUGGGCUACUUCUCAAUGCCAGCUACUGUCAACAUAAGAUUGACUAAUGCUGAUGAUCACAUACCUCAGUUCUCACAGGAUGUUUACUCAGUAUCUGUCUCUGAGAAUGAGCGUCCUGGUUAUACUGUACUCACUCUUGUUGCUGUUGAUUCCGAUGUUACUCACGUCAUCAUGUAUCGGUUCCAAUCAACUCAAAACGAUCAAUUCCCAUUUGUACUCAAUGAAACAACUGGUGUCCUCAGCCUCAAUAAAUCACUUGAUUUUGAUUUAGGUACCAGGUCAUACCAAUUCAAUGUCACUGCUUCUUCUAAUUCCUUUCUGACAUUUGAUACUGCAGUGGUUAAUAUCACAAUCACUGAUUUCAACGACCUUCCUCCUGAAUUCAAUGCUAGCCAGUAUGAAGGCUCUGUGAUUGAGAACUUGUCAGGGGCAAGUGUCCUUACAGUAUAUGCUAGUGAUAAUGACACUAACUCUGUCAUUAAUUACAAGCUCUUAGAUACAGACUCCUUUACCAUUGGUCUUACUACUGGGCUUAUCACUACUUCAGUCUCUCUUGACUAUGAGACUAACAACUACUUUGAGUUUACAGCUGUUGCUUAUAAUCCUGGUAAUCCCUCACUGAAUGAUACUGCUAGUGUUAUAGUGAGUGUAGUGGAUGCCAAUGAUCACUCACCUGUCUUCACCAGGACAGAGUAUCGUGAGUCUAUUCCAGAGACUGCUGGAGUUGGCUAUACUGCACUACGAGUGAAUGCUACUGAUGAUGAUACGUUACCAGCAUAUCGUACCAUCACUUACUCCAUAACUUUCUCUCAACCUCAGGGAUACUUUAAUAUCACACCAUCUACUGGAGAAAUAAAAAUAGCAAAGUCACUUCCACAUUUCAGUGUAGUCCCCUCCUAUACUUUAAUAGUACAAGCUGCUGAUGGUGGCACGCCUCCACGUGAUGAUACAGCUGUUGUUGUCUUUACAGUGUCUGAUGUGAACAUGGCCCCAGUGUUCUCACAAGCAACCUACACAUUGUCUAUAGAUGAAGAUCAUGAGCUUAAUGAGGAUAUAUUGCAAGUUGAAGCUACCGAGACUACAGACACAGGAUCUAAUGCAGUCAUUAUUUAUUCAUUACUGACCCCAUCAGGCUAUGCAGCAAAACCUCAGGCCUGUCCUGUUAGUAUUGUAGAGUCUGAAGGAAUUGGAGAGGAUAGUAGCAGUGGGUUUGGGAAUGAGACUCUGAGUGGUAGUGGAGGAGAUGAUAAUGAAGAACCAACUACAGGGCCAACCGAACCACCUUGCAACCUUCCUCCUGUUUUCCCGUUCACUAUUAACAAUCGAACUGGAGACAUCAGUCUACAAGCAUCUCUUGACUAUGAGUCAAUGGAAGAGUGGUCUAUCACUGUAGUGGCCACUGAUGAAGGUGGACUAAAUGAUACAGCUAAUAUAAUUGUCACUGUUGACGAUGUAAAUGACAAUCCACCUGUAUUUACCAACACACCUUACACUGUAAGGCCUUCAGAGGGACUGGCAGUGGGCGACAUUGUGACUGAUGUUGUAAAGGCCUCAGAUCCUGAUUCAGUCAGCCAAAAUAAGCUAAGAUAUUACAUAAUUAGCGGAAGCGAGGGUACAUUCACUAUUAAUCAGACCAAUGGUGAUAUCAUCUUGCUUGAAAUGAUGGAAGUCAAGACUUACACUCUAACGAUCCAAGUAACAGAUGGAGCAUAUUAUGUGAAUGUACAAUGUAGACUAAUUGUUGCUGAUGUUAAUAACAAUCCUCCAGUUUUCUCAAGUUCCUCUUACUCUGCCUCCUUCCCCGAAGAUGCUGACCCUGGCUAUCCUAUCCUGACUGUCACUGCUACUGAUGCUGAUACUGGUAAUCAUGGAAACAUCACUUACUCCAUACAUAGUGGUAACAAGACCUUUUUUGAAAUUGAAUACGACACUGGGAUUAUUUCAACAAGGGAUGUGCCUUUUAAUUACGAGGCUCUCCCCAACCAGUACUUGUUGGUGAUAGAGGCUGCUGAUGGUAUAAAUGUAGCAAGGGUUAAUGUAACACUGAGAGAGAGUGAUGUCAAUGAUAAUCCACCAUCAUUUACCGAUACUAGCUACACUGCUUCACUACUGGAAGGGUCUUAUACACAAAUAUACAUCACAACCCUGACAGCUACUGAUGCCGACAGUGGCAGCAAUGCUGAUAUAUCUUACUCUAUAGCUGAUGAUGAUUACUCUCAGUUUAGCAUCGAUGAAGACUCUGGCACUAUCUAUGGAAUGGGUAGCUUUGACUAUGACGAAGAGCCUCGUGUGUAUAACCUAACAAUAACAGCUACUGAUGAUGGAGAUGAGCCUCUGAGUACUAACGUUACAUUGAGUGUCGUUCUUAGUGAUGCUAAUGACAAUGCUCCUGUAUUUCCCAGUGUAUUUGAGCGUGUACUCAUACCGGAGAACACAACAAUAAAUGAAACAGUUUUUAUUGUCACUGCCACAGAUGCUGACUCUGGUGUUAACGCUAGGCUUACUUAUCGAAUAGAAUCAAGCUUCCCUUCGGAUUGUAACGCUAACUCAACAUAUACCCUUGAUCCACUCACUGGUAGAGUAAUGCUUAGCUCACCUAUUGAUGUAGAGUCAAAUAUAUUUAACUUGGAGUGUUCACUUUUCAUUACAGCUACCGAUGGGGGUGAGCCACAGCGCAGUGACUCCAUUAGCUACCUUGUUGUAAUUACUGACAUCAAUGAGCAUGAUCCAGUCAUAACGUCACCAGUCACAGCAACAGUUCCUGAGAAUUCAGACUCCGGUUUCCAAUUUUAUACAAUCACUACCUCUGAUAUUGACCCUAAUACAAUGACAUUUGAAGCGACUGGUGGUGAUACUGAUGUGUUCAGCGUUGAUAAAAACACUGGAGCCAUUUCAGUCAAUUCUAACGAUUCCCUUGACUAUGAGUUGGAGCGUGAAUAUAAUUUAACAGUGAUUGCUAUUGACAAUGGUAAACCAGUCCGUCGUUCAGAACCUCUGACAAUCAGUAUAAGUGUGGAGGACGAGAAUGAUGAAGUCCCUGUAUUUCAGAGGAGCAUUUACAAUGAGUCUGUCCGUGAGAUUCAACCAGUUGGUUAUGUCAUUACUUACGUGAGAGCUAUUGAUAUUGACUCUGAGCCGAAUGCACAGGUCCGCUACUCUCUUAUUGAUAAUGGGCUCAAUGAGACUGACUAUGGCAAGUUUAGCAUUGACUCUAUCACUGCUGCUCUGAGUAUAAAGGAAAAGCUUGAUUUCGAGACAGAAAUGAGGACAUAUUCACUGAUAGCACAGGCGACUGACUCAGUGAACACUGCUACUGUGACAGUUAGAGUUAGAGUGCUAGAGUCUAAUGACAAUAGCCCUCAAUUUACCAAUCUUCCUAAUGUAACCACACUGGCUGAAUCAGCAUCAAACACUACCAUUGUAUUCACUGCUAUUGCCACUGAUGCAGACACCAGUGUUAAUGGUAAGAUCACUUACAGUCUAGCUCCAUCUGAUGACUUUGGAGAUCUUUUCAUCAUCAACAAUGAAACUGGUGUAAUUCGUAUGGCUGGUAACAAUCUUUUAGACUAUGAUAUGGGUGAUAGAGAGUUCACGCUAACAGUUAUUGCUAGUGAUAGGGCUGGCACAGAAGCUAGUGGGGAUAACAUUGCUCACGAUUCCAGUGGCUUUGGUGAUGCACCUAUUGUAAACAUGGGUGACUCUAUGCUCAACACAACAGCUGACCUGGUUAUCACUAUUACUGACGUCAACGAUAUUGCACCAAAGUUCUCACAAGAAAGCUAUUCCUCAUCAAUCACAGAACACACUGUCAACAAUAUAGUGGUACUCCGUGUGAUUGCUACUGAUGGUGACAGGCCUAAUACCAAUAACUCUGCAGUAAGGUAUGGGAUUGUAAGUGGUGACUACGGCCGCUUCAGUAUUGAUUCUGAGUCUGGCUCUAUUGCUACUAUUCCUCCACUUGAUAACGAGAAUCGUUCCAUCUAUCACCUUAGUGUCAUUGCUCAUGAUUUGGGAGACCCACAGCUAACCACUACAGUCACAGUAACUGUCAAUAUUAAAGAUAUUGAUGAUGAAGCUCCUGAUUUCACUCAAGACCUGUUUAGUGGGGUUAUGACUGAAAACGCUGGACCUGGUGUACAAGUAGCUCAAGUGUUUGCCACUGAUCUUGAUGCUAAUGGAACUGGAGUAGUAACAUUCUCUAUGUUUGAUCCAUUGGGUUAUUUCACUAUUGAUAAUCAAACUGGUAUUGUAUAUACAACCAAUGUUCCUGUGGAUCGUGAGACAACUGGUAAUAAUAUAACUAGGAGAGUAGUGGCUGAGGAUGUCCAGGGACUUUUGGACACUGCUGAUGUCCUCAUUAAUGUGGUAGAUGAAAAUGACAAUCCACCAGAUCUCUCUCAAGAAACCUACAUAUUUAACAUAUCAGAAAACACGGCAGUGAAUGACCUGAUAACCGAUAUCACAGCUACUGAUAAGGACUUGGGCAACAAUGCCAUCACUGUUUAUGAUCUUGUCCAGAAGAGUGGGCCUACCAAUCGCUUCUCUAUAAUAUCAAGCACUGGUAACCUUAAGGUUAUUAAUAAGCUUUGCUUUGCUACCGAGUCUCUCCAGACCUACACAUUCACAGUGACUGCUAAAGACAAUCUUAAUGAGAGUCUCAGUGACACUGCUGCUGUUACUGUGCUUGUGUAUGAAGAGAACAGCCACACUCCGUCGUUCCUUCGGCCAUCAUACGUUAGUCGUAUUGAUGAGCUAGCAACUAAUGGUACCACUGUAUUCUCAGAGCCUGUGCUGGCUACUGAUGGGGAUAUUUGCUCUGAAGGUCCUUUCUAUAGCAUUGAUAGUGGGAAUGAGAACAACACGUUUAUCAUUGAUACCAAUACAGGUACCAUUACACUUGCCCGGGAUCUCACUGUUGAUGAUCUCUCAUUCACCCUAAUAUUGAGAGCCACAGAUGGUGGCAAUAACCUCCUCUCCGAUCACACUACUACUGUAAGACUCAUCAUACUAGUAGGACAACUGCUACCAUUGAGUAUAUCUGCUGAAGGAGCUCUGACCAUACCCACCAUUUCAAGAGCAUCUCAAGAAACUUACCAACAAGACAUAUGGCUUUAUGAUGGACUGAGCCUCAAAAACACACCAACCUUACAUUAUAAGCUAGGACAAACCGAGAUGGCAUCACCACUAGUUUUUGAGCGCCCAUCCAUAGAGACCAUUGAUCCAGUGAUCAUCACUAGUACAGUCUAUUCAGAUAGACCACAGUUGAAGGUUGCUUUUCAAUCUGAAGCUCUUAACUACCAGCGUGUAGAGCUAAUGAGGACUAAGAUAUUUGUAAUGAUAGAAGCAUCCGGUCAGGACAACAUCAAUGGUUCGUGCUACUCUGAUCAAUAUGACGGGAGUGUGUGUGUGGCUAGUAUAGAUAUCCCUAGUUCAUGGUUUGGUAAUGUGAAUGAUGCAGUUGUGUAUUACGGUCUCUCACUCUCUGACUCUGAUCUAAAUCAACUAGGUGAAGUCUCACUGACCACUCACACUCCAUGCCCAUCUUCAGUUGCUUCUCCUCGACUCACUGUCUCCAUACCAUCACAAGUAUAUUAUCCUGGAGAGGAGUUUGAAGUGACUCUUAGAGCAAAUGCUGACUAUGAUAUUAAGAAUUUCCUUGUAACUUGUGAGACUGGUAAUGGCCUGGUCUUUGAUGAGUUUGAGCCUCAAGGAAACUUUAUUGUAUCUGUCACUUCAACUGAUGGCUCUAUCUCUGUCAGUGGUAUUAAUACUCUUACUACUGCUAACCAAAGCACUAGUCUUCAGUCAUUGGUUACUCUAAAAUACAGUGUCUCUGAUGACUACUCAGCAUCAGAACAGAGCUAUGUUACUUUUGAUUGUACAGUAGAUCAUUUGGUUAAUAUUCGUAAUAGAGAAGUGUUUACCAAUGCCCCUGCAUCUCAUAUCAGUUUAAUGAAUGAGACUAGUUGUACUGCUAGUAGGGGAGGCGUUCUCGUGGCACCAGUAAUAACAGAGAAACUCUACUCUUAUGCUACAAGUAACGGUGUCCUCAAUUCAGCUCAUCUCAAUGGGCAGAGUGUGAUAGUCAAUGUGUACACUAUUGGUGUUAAUAAUAAUGGACGUGUUGUUAAUGUUACUGACGGCAUUGAGUGUAGUCUUGACUCAUCCACUUCUAUUCGUCUUUUUGAUAAUUGCAGUUUAUAUCUCAAUGGCUCGGAAACACAAGGCACACCCAAGGCUACUCUAUCAAUCAAUGAUACAUUGGGUCAUAAUACAAGCGUGUCUGUCAGGGUUUGGUAUCCUCUUACAGAUACUGUAGACAUUGUAGUAGCUUUUAAUGAGCUGAAGAGAAUAUCAGGAGCACAAACAAGCAGUUGCUCUAAUGUAUAUGAAGAAGUGCCCAUUAAUGUUAACAUGGAAUUUGUGUCAGGGAGUCUAAAAGAGACAGCAACCAUCACUCCACUAGUUAUUGAUCAAGUAACAUCAAGCGAUGCUUCUAUUGUAAGGGUAGACACUGUUGGUGAUAGAGGUCUUAAAGGAGUUGGUGUAUCACCAGGUAAUGCUGACAUCACUAUCACUAUUAAUGGAGUUAGUACCACUAGAUCAGUAACUGUCUCGGACUCACUUGUCACCAUUGAUGACAUGAGCUUUAACCUACAAACAUCACUGCAAUCGUCUCCUCUCUCCUCUGUAUCUACCAGCCUACCAUUCACUGGUACAGCCCAGGUCACUAUUGUUGAUGAUUUUAGUCACAUUGAUACCCAAGUGACCGUUGUCACAGAAGUUGUCCUCUCAAAUGGUAGGAACUAUGAGAUCUCAAGCUCUCCUGGGCUGAAUCUUACAUCUCUGAACACAGGAGUGGUCACUGUUUCGGACUCUCAGAAUGUCAUUGUACGUGGUGGAGGUGAGGGCCUCUUCCUUCAAGGAAACUGGUCGAACCCAUCAUCCUGUAAUUCCCAAUUACUUCAUAGCUCACGCGAACGAGUAGACAUUGAACUCCUUUCCAUCAAUAGGACUGAGCUCAGUAUUAGUUCAACAAGAUUUGCAGUCCCAGGAUACUCAUCCAUCCUGUCAUUACCAUCAACUGCCACAGUGUCUGCUAGACUAGUACACAGUGAUGGGUUUAAGAUUACAGUGACAACUGAUGCUAGAGCUAUUUUCAGUGACUCAGGCUCCUUCCUUUCCUUUACUGGUGGCAGUGCUAGUGUAACCUCUUCAAGCUCAACCAGUGCUAGUACUAAUGUUACCAUACGCUAUAUGUCACAUGAUAUUGAUGUGACAUCAGAUUCAAUCACAGUUGAAGUCCUCAAUAUCACUAGUGUAAAACUAGUUGCCUUGCCUUAUCCAAGCUAUUCUGGUGCAAGCAGUGUAUCAUCAGUUAAACUCAUUAAUAAUACCGAGUCAUAUCAAGUAGUCCAACUUCGUUUGACUGCUACUCUUAAUAAUGGUGAGACUAUGGAUCUAACUAAUGCUGCUAGCUAUGCUGUCACUGGGUCUGCUGCUUCAGUCACUAGUGAAGGAGUACUUACCCCCAGUGAGUCUGGUAAUGUAACAGUCACUGCUUCAAUCCCUGGUUAUACUGAUUCUGUUAAGAUUGCUGCUAUUGAUGAGACUCUUACUGUAUCUAGCAUUGAUGCAUUUGAGGUUAGCUUUGGGUCUACAUUCUCAGAUACCUGGAACUCCAGUUCUUACGUUUCUAAACUAGCUCUCAGUCUUAGCGAUGGAACUUCAAUAUCUAACCUCAUGUUUACAAGCUCUAAUGCUCCAUAUAUUAAUGGUUUGGUAACCUUUAAAUCUUCAGACCCUGACCUGAUAAGCAUAGAUGAAGAGACAGGUGUCAUGAGACUUCUUGGUAAUUCUUACUCUCCUGUCACCCUAACAGUAAAGAUAGAGGAAAUGACUAUUGAGGAAACCAUAACUGUACAGGCUAAUAUCAAGCCAGUCCUGGGAGAGGCUGAUAUUGGUAGCAAUGGUAACUCUGCUCUCUCUUCUCUUACAGCUGGUCAAUCAUUCCUCCUACCUGUAUACGUCAAUGCUAAUUCCUCUAGUGUUGGUGCAGCUCAUUUAAGAGUGAGGUAUGACUCUACAGUACUGGGAUUGAACUCUAGACCUACUGCAGGCAAUGCUAUAACUAAUGCUCUGUUUGAUUCAUCGUAUUAUCAAGAUAAUCCCGGCCUAGUUGAGUUUGCUGCUGUUUUCCGUCAUGACACAGAGGGAACUGAGCGAAUGCAUUUAGCUGAUUUGAACUUCACAGUGUUAGAAAAUGGCAAUGCCUACAUUGCUGUGGAUGUCAUAUCUCUUAACAAGUACUCCACCACAUUCUCUCCUAUUGCAUCAGCUACUGAACCUAAGGCAUCAAAUGCUGGCACUAUCAGUCUUGCCAUUGGAGCAGGGACAGUUAGAAACUCUAGCAUUAUCGCUGACCCAUCCUUCUCUACUGCAUCUCGCUGUGCCUCUCCUCCAUGCAGUGAGAGUCAAUGCUCUGUCACUCCUCUCUCUGGUGAUGCUAAUCUUGACUGUGUGUUUGAUAUUGUUGAUUUGAUAGCUGUCAUAGAGCAAAGCUCUGAUAAGACGAGUCUCUCUGAUAGACAGUUUGAGGCUAUGGAUGCUGACAAGAGCAGUAGAAUAACACCACUGGAUGCUAAUAGACUCCUAGGAGGUAUCCUUGGUAUAUAUCCACUGGUAGCUGAUGUUUUAGUGAGACCAAUAGAUGCCCAAUAUUCUGACUGUAUACUGACAAUCAAUGUUACACUCAAUUGGGCCAAUGGUGAUCCAAUAACUACUGAGAAUACCUACCUUAUAAUGGGCAUGUUCCAUGAAAGUUCUGACUUCUUGGAGGAAUAUAAGAACACUAUCCUUCACUUUGGUCAGACCAUUUCAACUGAGAAGAGCCCAACUGAUAGUCAUGGUGCUUGGAUCGAGCCUAGUUAUCGUGGCAAUGGUGUUUUUGAAGUACAAACUCUCCCAAAUAAUAUCUCUAGAACCAAUAUCGGAUUUGUUUUCAUUUAUGGUGAUAAGAGGACCUCUAUUAAUGGGCGGAGUCUUGUUGUCAUUGGAAACCCGGCAUCUCCAGUGUCUUUUGGAUCGCUAGAGACUGAGGUACCCAUAUCAACCAGUGGGAGUGGUCCUAGUGUAACUGUUAGCCUUCCAGUUGGUUUUAAUCCUCAGACUAAUUUCAAUAACAGCUUUGCAGCUUAUCUCUGCUACAAUAACCACACACCAGUGAUAAAUCCUCGUACUCAGACCGUAUUUGAAGAUUAUGCCAUUGGAAGACUCAUUGACAUAUUUUCAGCAACAGAUGCUGACUCUCCUCUUCCUGCUGGUGACAUUAGAUUCACCAUAUCAUUUGUAGAUCCUAGCCAAGAUGGUCUGCUAGCUAUUGAUCCUGUGAGUGGUAAUGUAACUGUUGCUAAAAAACUUGAUAGAGAGUCAUAUUCUGUUAUCAAUGCAUUGGUAACAGCCACUGAUCAGGGACCACACAUAUACACUAGGAAAAAUGCAACUGCCACGUUUACUGUCAAUGUCCUUGAUGUUAAUGACAAUGCACCUAUACCUGGUCAAGAUACUUAUACUAAAGACGUUAAUGAGGAUACCUCACUUCCAUCAGGCAUACUGUUAACAGUAUCAGCUACUGAUGCAGACAUUGACCCUGAGAAUAAAGAAUUAAGAUACACCAUAACUGAUGGUGAUUACACUCCUCCAUACUUCACUUUGAAUGCAACUUCUGGUGCUUUAUCCCUCAACAGGUCACUGGAUAGGGAACUUAUAUCCAAUUACACACUCACAGUAACCAUAUCUGACUCUGAUAGCAAUCCGCUCUACAAUUAUACUUACAUUGAUAUCACAGUAACUGACGCUAAUGAUAAUUCCCCAGUAUUCACAUCACCUGAUGAGUAUAGCAUAUCAGAGAAUAACAAUAUAGGAGCAAGCAUUAUAACAGUCACUGCUACUGAUGCUGAUAUUGGUACUAAUGCUGCUCUCACUUUUGAAUUGGUCUCUGCUUACCAGGUGAAUCAAAAUAACUUUAGAGAUGCUAGUGCUCCUAAUGUAGCAGGUCAGUAUUUCUCUCUCAACUCCAGUACUGGUGAAUUAACUGCUGCUAGUAGAUUUGAUAGAGAAGGUAUAUACAAAUUCCAAUUGAUUUUCCGAAUUGUCAAUGGCCACUUCGCCCCAACACAAACCACCUACCUCUCAAUAUGUGAAGAGAAUGACAAUUCUCCAACCUUCUUUCCUCCCUACAAUUGGACAGUAUAUGAGAACAGUCCUUCAGGCACACUGGUUGAUACAUUAGAGGCUGUUGAUGAUGAUGAUGGCUCAUUCUGUUCAUCAGAUGCCAUCAAUGAAGAAGACAAUGUCAUUCAUUACUUUAUCCUCUCAGAGAAUUUAACAGAGUUUGAUAUCGAGCAGACUACCGGAAGAGUAACUGUCGAAGGUCCCAUAGACUACGAAGAAAUUAAAAACUUUACAGUUGAGUUUUUCGCUGAAGACCUUGGCGUCCCAUCGCUCAACGGAACCACAUCAGUAUUCAUUCAAGUACUUGAUGUCAAUGACAAUGCUCCAAUGUUUGAGAAAUUAAAUUACUCUGACUCUAUUGUAGAGAAUUCCACCAGUGGAACUGAGCUUGGCGUAAGGAUGCAGGUAUCUGAUGAUGACUCUGGUAUCAAUGCUGAGAUAAGAUAUCGCAUAUCAGAUGGCGAGGGUAAAGAUGAUUUCAGUAUUGAUAAUGUAACAGGUAUUGUAUCAGUCUUUAAGUCACUUGAUCGUGAGCGUCAACAAAGUUACACACUAACAAUCACAGCCUAUGAUCUGGGAUCACCCUCACUUGAAGACAAUACAACAUUGUUCAUUGCUGUACUGGAUAUUGAUGACUCACCACCAAUAUUUGUUGGCGUGAGCUCAAUGUAUUACCAAACUGAGAACACAGAGGUGGGAUCACAAAUCAUAACAAUACGAGCCUUUGAUGCUGAUACCAGUAAUGACAGACCAAUCACAUACACUCCACUGGUCAGUCUCUCUUCAUCUCCUCUCCCAUUCUUUAUCAAUGGGACAACUGGUGCUAUUAUCACUAAUGACUCGCUCUGUACAACAGUUAAUGCCACGUAUGUGUUUAACGUGACUGCUCAGGAUAAACCAGGCGGCACCCUCAACUUUCAAACCACAAUGACCAUCACACUCCUAGUUUAUGAUGAUAACAGUAUUGCACCUUACUUUGACAGGCCAGAGUAUGUCUUCCAGGUGCGAGAUGGGUCUUCCAUUGGUACUAAACUAGGCACAUAUGAAGCCGCUGAUCGUGACAUUUGCUCUUAUCCGCUGUUCUAUGACAUAAUUGACAGUACUGAUGUAUCCAUUGAUAAUGUCACUGCAGAGCUCACUGCUAAUAUUGAUUUGGAUCGUGACACUACACAUCUUCACAAAGCUACCAUACGUGUAUCUGAUAGUGGUACUAAUGACGUUAAGACUGGUACUGCAUUAGUGUAUGUGAUUGUUGGUGGUGGGGUCAUUCCUGUUGGCAUAGAGUCAAACAGAGGCUUCCCUGUCUCUGAUCCUGUCAGAGAUUCAUCAACCUCAUUCUCACGUGACCACAGUUACUUUUAUGAUGCUUACGUUGGCAAUACUAAAACCUUGACUACUAGCUUUGGCCCAAUGAGGGAUACAUUAACCUUUUCUCCAAGUCCUAAUCCAGCAGCAAGUCUCAGUGGUGUACUAGCUACUACUGAGGUCUAUCAUGAUAAGCCAGAGAUACAUGCUGUCCUACAAGCAUUAGAUGCUGAAGGCUCUGAUUCAAUUGCUACAACUACAGUGUAUGUAACAGCCAGUUACAAUGGAAUGAAUGUAACUGGAUCUUCUACCACGGACACUUCAGCAAUUGCUAAAGUAUCAGUUACCAUCCCUUCAUCAUGGUUCUCAGCUAGUAAUGGAGCUAUUAGUGUUAGUUAUUAUCUAGCUGGUGGGGCUCAGACUCAAUUCAGUGACAGUGUUAGUAUUGUACCCAGACCCAAUACCACUGCUGUGUGUAGUGAUGUUAAUGUUGCUUCUGGUAAUACAGAGACUGGUGGUGAUGAUGAUGAUAAUGUAUUGUUUUGGCUUCCUUAUUACACUCUCUAUCAAGGGGAGGCUGGAUCAAUACGUGUAAGUGCCUCCUCGUCUCAGAGACGUGUCAUCUCAUCUCUUGGCGUAAAGUGUUCCAGCAAUGAUGGGUUAAGAUUCACUGGAGCCGAACUAUAUUCAACUGAUGAUUGGGCAACUAGGCAUGAUGUCUCUGGUGAGACUGAGGCCUUUGUUCAAAUUACAAGAUCUAGUAACUCGACUAGCAAUGGCAGCGAGGCCUUGGAUUUGUUUAAAAUUAAUUUCCAAGUCUCUUCAACUGCUUCAUCAGAAAUCUCAGUAACAUGUGAAGUCCUUGACGCCAUUGACACUACAGGCAGUACCACCACAUUCUCAUCUGUCCUCACUCUCUCAAGGGAUACAUGCACUACAGGGCCUGGUACAAUAUACACAACCUCUUCCACUCUACUGGAUGUAUUUGCUCAUGCUCCAAGGACCAGGAUCUACAAUAAAGCAGUCAUCCAGGGCACUCGUUUUGAUAUAUACAUCUCAACAACUGGAGUGUAUUCCGGCCCUGUCCCAACAUCCAGUGCCAUAUACACUGGUAAGACUUGUUCUUCUGAGGAUACUGAUGUACUCAAGACAGGCUCUGCUUGUAUUUCUGUCUAUGUUGAUGGUAGUGAGCCAAAUGGUACUGAAUCAGUGACAGUUACCUUUAAUAUCACUUCUGGAGGUUUGACCAUAUUGAAGGACCUCUCAUUUGAAGUGUGGUAUCCAGACUUACCUCUUACUGUCUCUCUCACUGACAAUACACUCAAUGCUAUUGAGAACUGUAAUUCUAUGUAUCAAACUACACAGAUCCAAGCCAUAGCUACCUAUAGACCCAGUGCAGGAUCAACAAAAAGCACUAUGGUUCAUGUAGAGGAUCUAAUACCAACUAUACUGUCCACUAAUACAGGUGUUGCUACUGUCUCUGGUUUGUAUGUAACUGGUGCUGGAGUGGGUACUGCUGCAAUCAAUCUAAGUAGAUCAGGAAUUGAUUUAGGUCAAGUGUCAGUUAGUGUUACAAAUCAGUUGGUGCAUGCUGUUGAUCUUGAUGUGUACUACUCACGGUCUGUUUCUUCUGUCAUAUCAAGUGAUUUCUUGGUAUCAGAUGUGGCUCAAUUCAACGGAAUCCUUAACAAUAUCUUUGAGGUAGAGAGACAGACAGCAGAACUGGUUACAUUUGCAAUCUUUUCUGAUGGUUAUCAUCAAAAUAUCUCAUCAUCCAGUGGGCUAUCGUAUGAGUCCUCCAACCUCACUGUAUUGAGUGUCAGUGAUAGCAGUAUUACUGUUAAUAACUCUGGAUCCGGUGAUGUCUUGACUGCUAGCUGGGUCUGUGGAACUCAGACAGUUUUCACUGACCCAAACAAUGUCAAUAUUCAACUGAAUGAUGCUCAGCUCAUUCCACAACUCUCUCAUCCAUUCAUUGUCCAUUCAUCAGAUGCUGCUGCUAAUGUUAACGCAGGGUCCCUAGGUUUACCAACUACCUCGGACCUUACUGUCAAAGUGCGUUACACUGUUAAUGGAUCACCAGUUGAAAUUGAUGUGACUUCUGAUUGUGGCUAUGAGUACUUUGACAAUGUGGCUAUUAAUGGUUCAGGAUCUUCUAGAGUAGUGUCUGCAUUUUCUUCUGAUGUAAGUGGGCCAGCUUAUAUUACCAUUACUUAUAACAACUUCCCUGCUGAGGUUAUAUCUGUAUUCAUUGGAAGGACAUCUUCUCUCUCAAUAAUUCCCAAUCUUUAUCCCAACUUUAACAACCUCAACUCUCCUUCAAGGCUCUCACCAGUAGCAGGCACUAGUUCAUAUCAACAACUAGAGUUGUUGACAUACUUUUAUGUUGUGUCAACUGUCAAUGAGACUCGAUAUGUGCCAGCUACAUCAUAUACUUCAUUCUCUUCCAAUAGUCCACUGAUAGCUAAUGUCAGUAGUGAUGGUAUUGUAUCAGUUGUGCUUCCACCAGCUAAUGACUCUGUUGUUAAUAUCACUGCUGCUUCUGACACACUGGAACAGUCACUCAGUAUAACAAUAACAUCAGAAAACUCACCUGUGACUGUCACUGGUCUUAGCUCUUUCUACAUAUACUAUCCAAAUGAAAUGAGCAUUACAGUUGAUUUCUCUGAUGGUAGUCAAUUAAACAAUGCCUACCCAUCGACCGGGCCUGUGUAUACAAACCUAUUGACACUAACUAGCAGUGACACUGAUGUACUCACUGUUUCACAGCUUGGUACGUUCACUUGUCUCAAGAGUUCCAACUAUCCACUCACAAUCACUGCAUCAGCUGGCUCUGUUAGCCAAAACGUCUCUUUAUAUUGCAAUGCUAAUCCUGAAGCUGGAGAGAUAGACCUUGGAGCACCCUCUAACUCCUCAGUACCUCCUCCUGUCUCUCAUCUCACUCCUUUUGAUGUGCCUGUACGUGUUAACAUUGGAAAGAACAACCUUCUUGAUGCUAUAGAGUUAGCCGUAGGCUAUGAUAGCAGCUCACUCUCGUUAUUGAGUGUAAGUCCUGGUAGUGACUGGGAAGGAGACUGGUUUAGUAACUCACUGACUUAUUAUGAUGGAUUUGUUCACUUUGGUGGUGUCCUAUCAACCAGCAUCAGUGGUAUUGCUGAAGUGGCUGUCCUUAGAUUCAGAGCUCAGUCCAAUCAGACAGCUACCUAUUUGAGAGCUCGAUCUGUAACACUACUCAAUGUUAGCGGUGACGUUAUAUCCAGCUCAGAGUCUCAAUCCUCCAAUCUCUCUAUUGUAUUUAAUUACACAUCUCAUCCAACUGUACCCGAUACUAGUCUUGAUCUGAGUCUUCUUGAUCCAGUCCAGUCUGUCUGCACAGAGCAGCUCCCUUGUAACUGCACUUCACCUGAAACUGGUGAUCUCAAUGGUGACUGUGUGUUUGAUGUCAAGGACGUGCAUUACUUCUAUAACCACUUGACUGAGGUUUGUAUGGAGUCUUCCAAUGACUAUAAUCUCGAUGGGUCCUGUGAUGAAAAUGAUGCUGAUUUCUUAUUGAGAGUCAACUUCCAUCAGAUUCAAUUUGUUAAGAACCUGACUGUAGCACCUGUCACCAAUCAGCUCUGCUUUUUGAAUGUACAGGCCGUACUGGAAUCAAGAGGAGAUAGGUCAGCAGUGAAUGAUAGGGACUACCUCCUUGUGGGUAUUUUCAACCGUCAGCCCGAGUUCCAAUCAGAGUUUGAUGACUCCAUGCCUUUCCUUAGUAAUGGGUAUGAAACGACUACUACCAGUAACUCACCGUCCACUACUUAUGGUGGAUUCUUUGGUGCUAGUCUUGACACUGAUACUCUUGUACACAAGCUCCAAUUAGAAACGAUCAUAGAUAGAAUGGAUACUGGUGUCUUGCUCCUACAGGCUCAUCGUGAUGCUUUUAACACCAUGCCGUCCAGUUUGAGUGCUGUAAUGCUAGGAUCUAUCCAAAUACCUGAAGACUUUCCCGAGAGAGUGUCACUAACCGUUGAAGUGGUGGAUGGUAACACACUAUCUAUUGAUCGCUCACUUGGUUUUAGUCCUUUACGCUCAAUCAAUCAAACAUUCACAUCACCUCAGUGUAUCAACGAGAAUAGGCCAGUAUUCCAGCCACGCAAUGCCACUGUGUAUGUAUAUGAAAAUGCAGAGCCUAACUCUGUCAUUGCUGUGGUCUUUGCCAAUGAUAGCGAUGCACUGGAGAAUGCUGUAGUCUCCUAUGGAUUCUACGAGCCCUCACAGCUAAUAAAAGACACAUUCAGUAUCAACGAGACUACUGGAGAAGUGACAAUUAAAGUACAGCUUAACCGAGAGUCAAUAGCCUCCUAUACAAUCGGACUAACAGCUGAAGACAUGGGUAAUGUCAAUACCAACAUUGGGUAUGGCUCACUUGAUGUGUAUGUACUUGAUGUGAAUGAUAAUGAUCCUGUAUUUGACCCAGUGACAAUGCCUCCACCUAUACCAGAGGAUACCCCAGUCAAUACUGAUAUAUUCCAUGUCCAUGCUACUGAUGAGGACGAAGGAGAGAACAGUACCAUAACAUACAGUAUUGUGUAUUCGUCUCCAUAUAAUGUGUUCAGUAUUAAUCCCAGUACUGGCUACGUGAGUAUAACUACAUCUCUUAAUUAUGAGAAUUCUACCAGUUACGAUCUCAUUAUUGAAGCACGGGAUGGUGGCCCCGCCCCCGGUCGUUACGCUCUUGUUAAUGUCACUGUGGACAUAUCUCCAAUUAACGAGCACCCACCAUCAUGUGACCCCAAUGAGAGGCUUGCAAUAGUUGCAGAGGAUGAGUUAGUCGGUACACAGUUUUACACGUUCACUGUAUCCGACAAUGAUAUUGGAUCCAAUCACUCCACACUCUCCUUCUCUAUCUCUCAACAGCCUCAGUUUGGUAUCACUAAACUAUCAGAUACUUCAGCUUACCUUUACACUCUAACUAAUGAUUUCAGUCGUGAAUUGAAUCCAUUUUACCCUGUCACCGUUACAGUCACUGAUGGUGGACAGAUGACAUGUACUAUCAACAUUAGUGUAGUUGUUGGUGAACCAACUCGUACUGAUAUUCGAUUAUUUGGGCCUGGUCACUUGAUCGGGGUACCAACACGAGUAGAUGGAGGUCAUAGUCAAAACGUUUCAUUCCUUAUUGGUGAUACUAACAGCACUACUGUUGUAUAUGCUAGUUUAGGUAGUAUCACUGAAUCUGUGGAAAUAAAUAAAGUGAAGGAGUCACCUACCCAGUUUAACUCAUUCCUAUACAAAAACAUUGUCUAUAAAGAUGAUCCAUCUCUCUCAGCUCUCACCCUUCAGUAUGACAGUUCAUUCAAUUGGUAUAACAUUGACCCUAAGAAUGUGUCAUUAUCCAUUCAACCAGCUGGUAAUGAAGACGUGGCUGCUGUUAGCAGUGAUUUCUCAUGUGUAAUGUCAUCAACAACAUAUAAUCUCUGUCAGUCUAGUAUUACUGUUCCUAGCAAUUGGUUUGAUCUAUAUGAAGAAAUUAAUGUAACAUCAACUGUUGAAGGAUUGGAUUCUAAAUUAAUUGACAUGGUAUCUCUUAGAGGAGAUCCUACCAUAUCACCAUCACCUGACAACCUUUAUCUUAAGCUCCCUUAUGGUCCUGUGUCUCCAGGCACUAAUUUCACAGUAUCUAUUAGUGGCCUGUUCUCAACUACAGCAACAGGAUUUCACUUUGAACUAUAUACACCUCCUGGACUCACUUUGCUGUCUUUCACAACUGAUAACUGGGCCUGUGAAACUGAAGCAAAGCCUGCCAGUAGUGUUUCUAUUCUCUGUAUCAAAACUACUCUGACUCCUGACCCUACUACCCAUUAUGGCACUAAUCUCGUUGGUCAAUUGACAUUCUCCGUUGACUCAUCUGUUACUGCAUCAAUUAGCAUAUUUGGAUCAGUAAAAUCUCUGGCUUCAUUGUAUGGAACACUAUCAUAUGAGAAACCUAUUGGUUUCAUUGAUCGGGAUAAUCUCUCGUAUGACAAUGGAACAGUAUAUAUAGAGCCUCCUUCAUUAGUGUCAAUUUUUUCGUUGACAACAGGAGCAGAAAUGAUCAAUUAUGCACCAUUUGGUAUUAAUGAUUAUCAGCUAAUGGAAGUAUUUGGUCUGUAUAAUAAUAAUACGUUCAGUCGGUUACGUGAUGUUAGCUGUGUAUCUGAAAAUAAUCAAGUUAUGUAUGUUGCUAGUAACUGCUCAUAUAUUGUUUUGACUCCAGCUCAGUAUCAAGGCAGUCAUCAAACUGAUAUUACAGUCACACAUACUGAGACACAGCUAACAUACACUCAACCAGUCCGUGUCUGGUAUCCCGAGUCCAUCAGAAUCAGUAUCAGUGAUACUGAGUUGAAUAGCAUUGAAUAUGAUGGCUGUAGUGGUUCUAGUGAAUAUCAGAGCUCUGAAGUAAGAGUAUAUGCAAGGUUUAGUACAGGAGUAGACACAAGUCCUGAAGUUAGAGUGUAUAGUAAUCCUCUUGUAUUUGGUACACUUUCAAGACUAACAAGUAGUGAUCCAAGUGUGGCUUCAUUCAAUAGUGACUAUACAAGAAUAGUUGGGGUAGGACCUGGUACCACUAAUAUUACUAUAAGUGAUGAUAACAGUAGUUUGUUUGCACCAGUUGUAGUGACUGUUAGUGAUGAGCCAGUAAGACCAUACAGACUAUAUCCAACCAUCUUUACUUCGUUGAGCAUUACAACUGAUUCUGAUACUUAUGAUGCCAAUUCUGUCAUUAGAGCAACAGCCACACACAGUGAUGCUGGCCUCAACCGAUUGCAUGAAACAGCUACUGUUUCUGCUUAUAUGUACUUCACUGACGGAGCCAGGCUAGACCUACCAUCACUAAAUAUCUCCUCUACUGACAGUGCUGUUAAUGUUACUAGAGCUGAUCAAUUCCGUACUGUUAAUAAAGGGAAUGCUGAGGUUACUAUUAGCUGGACACCAUCAUCUUGCAGCUCUGGAACAAUCAGAACUACUGAAUCAAUCAGUGUUAACUCACCUGAUCUAUCAUCCCUUGAAAUACAAGUUGAUGCAUCAAGACUUACAACUAACAGUACUCUUGACAUACAACAAUCGGCAACAUAUACUGUAGUGGCUACUUUCAGUGAUGAUACAACACUUGAUGUCACUGAUAAUAGUAUAGUCACUGCUACUGGCUCCAUCACUAUUGAUACUACUACAAAGACUAUAACAGCAGCAGAUAGCAGUGAGACACUGGGAUCCAUCACUGCUUCAUUUACUGAUGGCUCACUUACUGUCUCUGAUACUGCUAACAUUACUGUAGUUAGGAUUGUAGGCAUUGACGUAUUCAUUCACUAUAAUAAUAUUGACUCACCAGUAUUGAGUAAGAAUGUUACACUGAGACAGAUUGAAGACUCUGGAGUAUGGGAGGAAGCACGUAUUGUUGUUAAUGCUGACCUUUCUGAUGGAACUAGUGAAGAUGAUAUUAGCGGAUGGGGAUUUAAAAUGGCUCCAGACAAUAUUGAUAUUAAUCUUAGUUCUGGUCUUAUUUCUAUAUAUGGUGUUGGUUUUGGUGAUAGGACCAUUACCAUAAUAGCACAUUCUUUCUCUGACUCAGUACUUGUUACUAUCAGUAAUGAACCAGCCUCAAUCCUCUCUAUGUCUCUCAGUCUCUCUAAUGAAGAUGACACAAACAACAGAGCAAUAACAGUAGGAGCUGAAUUAAGUGAUGGACUUAACCUGACCACCGUUAACCUUAGCCCAUUCACAUUCAGUAUAACCCCAGACUCUGUUGCUAUGAGAGUCGGUGAUCAACUCGUCGUUAAAGAGAAUUAUCACACUUCCUGUACACUGACUGCCAGUAGAGGCAAUACCAGUGCCUCAACAUCAUUCAUUGCUAAUGUACAGCCAGUCUCACCUGGAGAACUGGAUAUUGGUACAGAGUUAGGGAUACCACAGCCUCCUGUACAAGUUGGUGCUAACUUUACAACUGAUAUACGACUUAAUCAUGCUGGCCGAUCGUUCACUGCAUAUGAGAUCUUAAUUUCUUAUGAUCCUGAAAUAAUCAGAGUAUUGUCUGUGAGCCCAAGUGUAAGAGCUUUCUCAGCUCAUCGUACAAGAUCACCUGAAGGAGUCAUUAAGGUAGUGAGUUCAUCUAUCAGUACUACUGAUAAUGUACCAGUAAUAGCAUCAAUAGCAUGGGAAGCUAUUGGAGAUGGGGAGACAAACAUUGACAUAACUAACUUCAUUAUACUUGAUGACGCUUUCACUGAUUUUGCUGCUACCAAUGCAUUCAGCCUACCAGUGAAAGUCGAUCCAGCUCCUGUUGGCAAGAGGAGUAUAGUCAAACGUUCUUCUCAUGGCUCUCAUACAUUUGGUGAUAUCAAUGAUGAUCAUACUCUAAGUGUUGAAGAUAUACUUAACAUGACCUAUAGUUUGGUUGGUAAACUACCCAGCGCUCCCAAAGACCUCACUUUUGAUCAGGUAUCCAAUGUAUAUGAUCUCCUGUACUUGAUGAGGGCUACCACAGGAUUGGUGCCAUUCUUGACAGCUUUGCCUGUAGUUAAUCCAGUGUCAAAAGGCGACUGUGUCCUCACUCUCUCUGCCACCAUACACCCGACCUCAUCAUCAUCAGUAUAUGUGUUCUUCCUAGUAUCUGACAGUGCAACUGGUUUUAGUAAUAUGAUGAAUGUGACUGAAGCUACCCUAGGCUAUGAGUCUGGUGUGUCUGCUAGUACUGGACUAUUUGAAGGCACUACUACUGAUAAUACAACAUACAGGGCCUCAUUGCUCACUCCCAUUAGUUACAUUCAAGGUGAUAUUGGUCUCUCAGUAUUCAUACUAACUGCUGAUGAGUUGUCUGGUACUUCUCCACUUCGUACUGCCUUGUUUACCGGCUCCCCAUCAGUAGUAGUCUCCUCUCAAGGUCUAACACAGUUCAAUUUAUCAUCAAGUGAAGGUGCUACUCUUCAUAAUGUUGAUCUGGGUCAAGCUAAUGUCCUUCAUUCAUUACAAGAUUUCACAAAUAACCUAAGGUCUGAUUACUGUCAAUUUGAUGGCUCCAUCAUAACAGUACCUGAUCCCCUUCCAGAGAACUACACUCUCAAUCAAACAUUCUUCUUCAUCACAGCUGUCAAAUCCACUUUCCCUACUGACGGUGAUCUAAGCUAUACCUUAGAAACAACAGAUACUCCUUUCGUAAUAAGCAACUCUAUAUUAGGCAGCCUUCAGAUCAUUGAGCCAUUAGAUUAUGAUUCUGGCAGCACUUCAUAUAACCUCACUGUAAUUGGAAGUUUCCCUCAAGAUACCCCAUCACUAACUGCCACUGUCCUCAUAUCAAUAUCAGAUGUCAAUGACUAUGCUCCUAUGUUUACAGAGUCUAACUACAUUGCAUCUGUGUCUGAAGCUAGUCCUGUUGGCAGUUCUGUUGCUACUGUAUCUGCUUCUGAUGAUGACUCCUCAUCCCCUAACAAUCAAUUCAAUUAUUCUAUAAAUCCUUCGUCUAACUUUAACUCGUCGUUCAAGAUUGAUCCUGUCCAUGGUGUCAUUACAUUAGAUAAAUCACUGGACAGAGAGCAGGUACCAACACACGAGCUAAUAGUCCUGGCUAUAGAUAAUGGAGCAGAUCCUUUAACUGGUACUACUGUAGUGACUGUUAUGGUUGAAGAUAUUAAUGAUAAUAGCCCAGUCUUCCACAAUGCCCCUUACACAUUCUAUAUAGCUGAAGAUGUCUAUAAUGACACUGAUACCUUUGUUCUGAUAACUACAGCUUUCAUUAAUGUCACUGAUAGAGAUUUUGGAGAGAAUGGAACAGUUUCAUUAGAGCUUUAUCCUUCUGAUGUUUUUGAUGUCACAGAGGAUGGCUACAUUAUGGUUAACGAACAUCUUGAUAGAGAAAGUGUCCCUAAAUACAAUCUUAUCAUCAAUGCUACUGACAAUGGUACAACACCAAGAAGUACCACUGCCUCCAUUACUAUCAUAAUCACUGAUGUGAAUGAUAAUCAUCCUGUCUUUGUACCAUCUCAGAGACAGUUUAUACUAGAGGAUGAUCUAUCAAUAGGGACUAACAUUACCAUCAUCAAUGCUACUGAUGCUGAUAUUGGCUCGAACUCAGAGAUUGAGUAUACAGUAAUGGAGAAUGGAGAGCCCUCAUUUUACUUUGAUAUCAAUACAGUGACAGGACAACUGACUGUUAGUCAGAAGCUAGUAGUUGAGAAUGGUACACCACGCACUGUCAAAGUGAUUGCUACAGAUAAAGGAGAUCCUUCAUUAUCAAACACUACUGAUGUAGUAAUAACUGUCAUUGAAGGACAAGUGAUAGCUUUUGGUGCUUCUGGUAAAGGAUUUGUGCUACAGGAACUAGUAAGAGAAUCACCUUCUUCAUAUAAGCAAGAAGUGGGCUACUUAUUUGGUGAGGAACAGGGCACCAGUGUUAGAGUUAGUGGACGCAUUGGAACAGCUUUCUCUCGUGAUUUUGAAAAUGCUGAUCUCAUAAACAGUGGAGCUGAGGCUGUAGUUUUUGAGGGAGACCUGGUCCAUUCUACAGUAGCACACACAGCAAGAUAUGUGACUGUUAUAGCAAGAGCUUACGAUCAUAGAAACAUAACUGCAGGUCCAACAUUGCUAAGAGUACAAGUGGUUCCAUUUAGUUCUCUAGCUACUCUCUCUAACACUAAUCCCACUGGAUUCUGUACUACAACAGAUCUAGGAUACUGUGUAGCUAGAGUACAGUUACCUGACGAAUGGUUCCAGAGGCCUGCUACCAGUAAUAAUCAUAGAAUCAGUGUGUAUGUCAAUGCAGCAUCAGCUACUGAUAAUGGAGCCUUCAUUGGUUCAUUGCCUGUUGAAGCAUCACCAGUAUAUGAGCCUUCAUUCAUGAGUUCUACUAGUACUAGACUGGUUCCACCAUCCCACACUGUAUAUACUACUAACACAUUUGUAGUGUCUGUAUACGUCAAGUCUCCAUCAUAUGAUACUAACUAUUAUACCAGAGUAUCAGCUGAUGUUCUUACUAGUAGUGGAGCUAUUGGAAUUGAUGGAUACCUACCUGCACCUUACUUCUCUUGCAGUAUUAGUCAAGGAUUAGCUCAUUUGGAUUGUGAUGUAUCGAGCACACUACCUUCAAAUGAAGUUAAUGUUAAGCUAAUUGACAUCAUUGUUCAAGCACCAUCCAGUAGUAGUAAUAACUUCAUGGUAUUUGUCAACAACAUUCAAAGAAGUAUUUCUGGAACCCCUGUUGGCAGCUCAACAACUGAUUCAGUUGCUAUUCAAGUGGUACCAAGAAGAUUGUAUUACGUAUUAGUCAGCUCCCUUCAAUCUGAUAUUAUUAAUAUGGCUACACUUGAUGGAUCUACCUCUACCACUAGACCAUACUACACAGUAUUCCAUAAUGAUCUAUACACUACCCCAUUGGCACCUAACACUGUUCCUGGUCAAGAAUUAUUAAAUCCAAUGGCUGAUGUUGUUUGUAAUUUAGCUGGUGUGUCCUUGGAUUGUACUAGUAUAUCUACUAGUGAUACUGGUGGAUCUGGUUCAUUCAAAGUACAAAUUAGUCCAAACCCAGCUGUACCUCCUUCAGCUCGUCUCCAAGUACUGACUAGUACUGUGUCACUUUAUGUAUGGGAACCAGUUAAUGUUUAUAUUGAGGUUAGUGAUGAUGAGUUGACACCAGUUGAAGGAUGGCAGCAUGGCAGUAACUGUACUUUAUCACCAGAAUCAUAUCAGACCAGUCGUAUUAGUGUAUACUCCACAUUCAGUGAUGGAACAAAUACAUUUACUGCUGAUAUUACCGACAGAAUACUACCCAAGAUUCAAUUUAACGAUAAUACUUCUAUUAUCAAUUUCAACACUACACUGGGUAUCAUUCAACCCACCGCUCCAGGACUAGUCAAUGUAUCCCUGCCUCACUACGGCUCCUCCAGUCUCUGGGACUCUAAGAUAAUCCACACUACUCAAACCACGCCUCUUAGAUACCUUCGUCUUGACCCAAUCGUUGCAUCAGUUCGUCUGCUAACAUCUUACAGCUACGACUCAAGAUUGUCACCUAGUUUUGUAACCCUACAGGUAUUACCCGGAUUAUUCUAUCUACAAGAGGAGACAGAGGUCACUGUCUCUGUUGUACUCUCUGACGGGCGUCGUCUCUUAUUGACUGACCCCAAUGAGAUACUAAUAGAGUCAUCAAACUCAUCUGUUGUCAGUGUGUCUGGUAACAAGAUAGUCGGAGUUAGUGAGGGAGUAGUUGAUCUCAAUGUAACUUGGGUUGGUUGCUCUGGCCCUCUAAUGACUGAAUUUAUAACUGUCAGUGUUGAGUUUGACCAGUUUAGACCUUUCUUCUCACCUGAUUCUGGGAACGUGUCCGUAUCUGAAAAUACUCCAAUCGGCUCCACCAUUGCUAUAUUGGAGGCCAUCGAUGAAGAUGUCAUUAAUAUACACAAUGAUGACAUACAGUAUAGCAUAAGGAAUGAUCCUUACGAUGGUCUGUUUACGGUUGAUGUGACAUUAGGAUCAGUGAAACUAACUCGUCCAUUAGACAGAGAGACUAAUGAUACGUAUGUCAUUGAAGUUGAAGCUACUGAUGCUGUACAGCGUCGUCAAAGAGAAUGCUUACAACAACCACCAACACAACCUACAGCUACCAGUCCUCCAAGUACUACAACUCCACCACCUUCUCUUGUUAGUGGUAGUGGUAGUGGUGAUGAGUUAGGUAGUGGUGAUGAUCCUACUACUCCUCCUUCUCCUACUACUACUCCCGGUCCUGUUGUUAAUACCACAUGCCCUCCUGUGUCACCUGUCAGUGUCUUUACUUUGACUAUUUAUGUCACUGAUAUCAAUGACAAUCCUCCAGUUUGUCCAUCAUCACUGGCUGCACUCCAGGUCCUCAAUGACACUCAGCCAAACACACUAUUGACCACAUAUCAAGCCUCUGAUGCUGACAUUGGCAAUAAUGCACUCAUCACUUAUGAGCUGGGCAAUCAUGAGGACAGCUUCAGCAUUAAUCCAGCCACUGGUAGUAUUACUAAUGACAGACUUCUGUCCUCUCGUAAUUACUCUCUGUCCAUCAUUGCUCGAGAUGGAGGCAACCUAACUGCUUUCUGCUCUCUCUUUAUUGAAGUGUAUCGUUUCUAUGACACUGUGUCUGUAACGUUUUCUGGAUCUAUUGAUGAUUUUAAUGCCAAUUUAUUCGCUCAGUUAAUCAGUGAUUUACUGGGAGUCACAGUUGAAGUAGCUGCUAUUAGACCCAGUGGUGAUAAUAAUUUUGUGGUUGACUUGUAUGCUACUGAGAAUGGACGGGUACUCGAUCCUGAUACGCUAGUUGACCUUUUCUCUCAACUUGAUUCCCAGCAGAGAGAUCUGUUGCUACAAGCUGGAUUUAACAUUGACUAUGAGACUAUUAUAAGUAACAAGCCUCCGCCAGCAACUCCAACAGUUAUAAUUGACAGGCAGAUACCGGCUUGGGCUGUGGCUGUUAUCAUUGUUCUCAAUUCUGUCAUCAUCAUAUCUCUACUGCUACUUAUUGUUGGACUGCUUUGGAAACGACUCAAAAAAAUGCGUGAGGAAAAUAGACGCAGCAAACAUAAAGAAUCUGCUCUUCUUCCUAACCCUAAUAUAUUGAAUGAGUCUGGACAUCAUGAGAGAAUGCAUGGUGGGGUUAUUGACCCUGAGACUGGACGUGCCAUGCAGUACGAAAGGACAGUUGAAAUUGAGCUACAGGAGACACAGAGAGGAGGAAAGAAAAGAGUUAAGAAAACCAUUGAGAAAACGAGUUGGCUUGGAUUACCUAAACCAGGAUUACAGAAACCGUUGUUCCAAGAUGAUUCAUCAGAUGAUGAUCAAGACCUGCCUCCAAUAAAGGAGAGUAAUCCAUUGUACUCUACUGAUCCGUAUGAGACUGAUUUCAGUAAUCCGGUCUAUCACAAAGAAGCUACUGAUCUUGGAGGAGGAGGAGGAGGAGGAGGAGGUAGAGCCAUUGGGACUUCAGUGCUGGGAACGGAGUCCGUUGAGAUGGACGAGUUGGUACCUCUUUCACCUGAUGAUGUUGCCAAGAUCAGUGAAGCUGAAGUGCCUAUUGGACAAUCUGAUACUUUAUAUUAAACUUUUUAUCUCAUUUAUUUAUCUGUUUAAUAGGAUAGGCCUUUUUAUGCAUACAUACUUUUGCUGAUAUACAUAGUUCUGCAUUGUUUUGAAGAAAAUUAUAGCCUUUUAUAAACUUUAAA